Lacerta agilis (Sand lizard) is the source of this 2258-nucleotide messenger RNA. Its product is annotated as erythrocyte membrane protein band 4.2-like. Gene Ontology annotation, molecular function: protein-glutamine gamma-glutamyltransferase activity. The record is from RefSeq and is a predicted model, not a curated record. The transcript is spliced from 13 exons. Bases 79 to 2202 code for a protein of 707 amino acids. Lineage: Eukaryota; Metazoa; Chordata; Lepidosauria; Squamata; Lacertidae. Gene Ontology annotation, biological process: peptide cross-linking.
CCUCAGCACCGACCGUCCGCCCGCAGCCAGCCCGAGGCAAGAGUAGAAAGGGAGAGAGCCCGAGGCCCGCAAAGCGCCAUGGGCCAAGCUCUGCACGUGUCGAGAUGCGACUUGCAGCCGUCGAGGAACAACGCGGCGCACCGCACGGCGGCCGUCAGCACCGAGCGCCUGGUGGUGCGGCGCGGGCAGCCCUUUGCGCUCACCCUCCACUUCCGAGAGCCGCUGCCUGGAGCCCCCCGGAGGUACCUGCGCAAGACCUGCCUGGUCGCCCAGACGGGGCAGCGGCCAUCCCAGGCGGACGGGUCCCUGGUGCGCUUCCCCAUCUCCCGCCGGGGCCGCCAGAGCGGCUGGGAGGCUUUCGUGGACGCCCCCGAGACCCUCUCUUGGACGCUGAUCGUGACCUCGCCCGCUGACGCCGCCAUCGGCCGAUACUCCCUCCUGCUGCAGCAUGGCCGAGGGGCUCCGCGCCCGCUGGGCACCUUCACGCUCCUCUUCAACCCCUGGUGCCAAGAGGACAGCGUCUUCCUGCCAAACGAGGCGCAGCGCCAGGAAUACGUGUGCAAUGAAGAGGGAACCAUUUAUUGGGGGCUGGAGGAGGCGCCCCAGCAGCAGCCCUGGGACUACGGUCAGUUCGAAGAGGACAUUGUGGACCUCAGCCUGGCCCUGCCGGCCAUCGGCCUCUUCUGGCUGCAGGAUGCGCCCUGCGACCAGCGCAGCGACCCUCUCCACGUCUGCCGCCUGGUCACCUCCAUGCUGAACAGCAAGACGCACCGAGCGAUCCUGGAGGGUGGCUGGAGCGGGGACUACAGCGACGGGACGUCCCCUUUCCAGUGGCCGGGCAGCGCCCACAUCCUGCGCCAGUGGCUGGCAGCGCGAGGGCAGCCUGUCCGCUACGGGCAGUGCUGGGUCUUCGCGGGGGUCCUGUGCACAGUGCUGCGGAGCCUGGGCAUCCCCACCCGCGUGGUCACCAGCUUCGCCUCCGCUCAAAACACGGCCGGCCGCUUGCGCGUGGACGAAUACUUCGACGAGAGCGCCGCCCUGAUCCCCGGCCUCUCUGAGGCUGCUGUCUGGCCCUUCCACGCCUGGAACGAGUGCUGGAUGGCCCGUCGGGAUCUGCCCCCCGGCUAUGAUGGAUGGCAAGCCGUGGAUGCCACGCCUCUGGAAGAGGGCAGCUGGUCCUUAUUUUGCGGGCCAGCCCCUGUUCAGGCCAUCAAGGAAGGCCGCCUGGACCUGCCCUACGACGUCGCCACCUUCUUCCAAGCCACCAAUGCCACCUGCACUGCCUGGGUGCGACAGGACAACGGGGAUUUCCAGCGCGCCUUUUCCCCCACAAAGUUCGUGGGCAACAACCUCAGCACCAAGGCAGUGGGCAGCGACCGGUGUGAGGACCUCACGCACCACUACAAGCACCCGGAAGGGUCUGCGGCAGAGAGGGCUGUGCUGAACAAGGUCUCUCGCGAACAGGGGUGGCUCCAGGACCAGAUUGAGGGGGACAGCAGCCCCCCUCAGCCUCCACUCACCCCUCUGGCCCAGGAAGACGACACAGUGCCUCUCCUCUUCGCUCAAAUCCAGGCAGAGAGCUCCUGGCCACUGGGGCAAGACGUCCCAGCCUCUGUGUUGGUGGUGAACCGGACCAGGGAGGAGAAGAGACUGGCACUGGUUUUGGGUGCCCAGCCACUGCAGUAUGAUGGCAAGGCCCUGGCACAGUUCUGGAAGGAGGAGUAUCACUUCACUCUCCCCGGUGGGCACGAGGAAGCCCUAAGCAUCACGCUGCCUUACGCAGAAUAUGGCCCAGCCCUGCGCAACAACGCUCUCUUGCUGAAGCUGACGGCGCUGCUGAGAGACACGGCCUCCCGUAGCACCUACCUGGCCUGGCACGAAAUCUGCUUCUGUGCCCCCGGACUCAACAUCCAGGUCCCUGAGCACACAGCCCAGUUCCAGGGCACCCAAGCUGAGAUCCGGCUCCACAACCCCCUCCCGGAGCCCCUCCCAGGCUGCCUCGUCUCCGUGUCUGGACGGGGGCUUGUCCACAAGACCAGGAGCUACAGGCUUGGAGACAUCCCAGCCGGCAGUAGCACAGCACUGAGGAUCCCGUUCACGCCGACCCAGGUGGGGCUCCGGAGGCUGAUGGUGCAUGUGGAGACCCCCCUGCUCCAGCCCCUCAAGGCCUGCAGGACCAUCCAGGUGGAGGCAGCAGCUUAGAGCUUCUCUAGAGCAACAGCCCGCCCCCCCUGCUUUACCAUUAAAUGCACUUGGAG